GAUGAGUGAAUUCAUGCUUGAUACCGUGAUAGGUUGCCACCUGAGCAAUAAGUCCAUCUGUCAACAAGUGACAAUCAGGGGCGGACUGACAACUCAUGGGGUCCCCAGGCAAUAGGGGAUCAUGGGGCCCCUGUGUCCUUGCCCAAACUCCAAAAAGCCUAUGAAAAAGGUACCAGGGGGCAUCUCAUGGGGCCCCCUACUGACCCAGGGUCCUCGGGCAGUGCCCGAGUUUCCAAAUGGUCAGUCCGCCUCUGCAGACAAUACACCUUACAUGCUUGCAAAUUUUGCAUUGUCC
This is a messenger RNA of Staurois parvus, 295 nucleotides long. The record is from the annotation of a GenBank genome assembly. NCBI's taxonomy places the organism in Eukaryota, Metazoa, Chordata, Amphibia, Anura, Ranidae.